AUGGAUAAGAGUUGGUUAAAUCAGCCUAGAUUUACUACUGCUUAUAAGGAUGGGGUUCGAGAUUUUCUUCAAUUUGCCAUGCGUAAUGCUUUUAGUAAUGGAAAAAUAAUGUGUCCAUGUAUUCGGUGUGUUAAUUGUUCACAACAAACUCUUGAAAUUGUUAGAGAGCACUUAAUUUGUGAUGGUUUUAUGAGGGGAUACACUACUUGGAUAUUACAUGGGGAGGAGUUACCUUCUAAUAUGGGUGAUACAUCUUGUCCUUUAGAUAUUUCCCAUAGAAAUGAAAUUGAACAUGUUCCCAGUCCUCAUACCUUAAAUCCUCCAAGGUUACGCGAUAAUAUGGUAGAGUUAUUGCAAGAUGCCUUGCGUGAUAAUCUUCCAUCUAUUAAUGACACGCUAAUGGACGUGAAUGUCAUAGAAACUAGCUUAGGAGAUGGCAUUGAGGAGCCCCAAAAUAAUCCAAUUGGUAAUGAGCAAUUAGAUGAAACAUCAAAUAGAGAAACUAGUGAUAUUCAUAAAUUUUUGAAAGAAGUGGAUGCAGAGUUAUAUCCAGGGUGUAAGAAGUUUUCUAAACUUUCAUUUCUGAUUCAUUUAUACCACCUAAAAUGCUUGAAUGGAUGGACAGGAAAAUCAUUUGGUAUGCUUCUUGAGUUACUAAUAGAUGCAUUUCCUGAUGGAACAACUUUACCCAAAUCUGUUUAUGAAUCCAAAAAAAUAAUUCAAGCAUUAGGUUUAAAUUACGAGAAAAUCCACUCUUGUGAACAUGAUUUAUUGCGUUACUUUCCAUUAAUUCCAAGACUACAACGGAUAUAUGCUUCUGCUGAAACCGCUAAGGAAAUGAGGUGGCAUGAAGAUGGACGUAAUAAGGAUGGAUUAUUAAGGCAUCCUGCAGAUGGAGAAGCUUGGAAGGCUUUUGAUGCUCGUUAUCCUGAUUUCUCUUCGGAGCCACGUAAUGUGAGGCUUGGUUUGUGUAGUGAUGGUUUUAGUCCUUUUGGAAUAAUGUCCACUAGUCAUAGCACAUGGCCGGUUGUACUAAUUCCUUACAACACUCCACCAUGGAUUUGCAUGAAGCAAUCUUCAUUUAUCUUAUCAAUGAUUAUUCCAGGAAAAAACAGUCCUGGGAAUGAUAUUGAUAUUUAUUUACAGCCUUUGAUUUCUGAAUUAAAAGAAUUAUGGAGUGGUGUCUCAACUUUUGAUUCUUUUAAGAAAGAAAGGUUUUCUUUGCGUGCUGCUUUGAUGUGGACAUUAAAUGAUUUGCCUGCCUUAGCAAUGUUGUCUGGUUGGAGCACUAAAGGAAAAUUUGCAUGUCCUUGUUGUGCUUCGUCUACUAGUUCAAUAUGGCUAAAUAAUAGCAAGAAACAAUGUUACAUGGGUCAUCGUAGGUGGCUACCCGAGGAUCAUAUAUUUCGUAAACAAGCUGAAUUUUUUGAUGCCACUGAAGAGUUACGGGUAGCUCCUAUAAGAGCGAAUGGUAGUGAUGUGUUGAAUCAAUUAGAUAGAAUUCAACAUACAUAUGGCAAGCAAUCAAAAAUGAAAAAGAGGAAGAAAAGGUCUAAUGAAGGAAAUGAUGAUUCAUUAAUAGGGUGGAAGAAGAGAAGCAUUUUUUUUGAAUUACCAUAUUGGCAACAUAACUUGCUACGCCACAAUCUAGAUGUUAUGCACAUUGAGAAGAAUGUGUGUGAUAAUUUUCUAGACACUUUCUUGAAUGUGGCUGGUAAAUCAAAAGACAACUUGAAUGCUCGCCUUGAUUUGGAGGAAUUGGGCAUUAGGAGUGAAUUGCAUGCCCAAAAUUGUCCAAAUGGUAAACAUAGAUUGCCUCCAGCCUCUUUUACAUUAACAAAAAGAGAGAAAAAUAUCCUAUGUGGUGUUUUACAAAAUGUUAAAAUGUCUGAUGGUUAUGCUUCCAAUAUUUCAAGGUGUGUUAGAAUGAACGAGAAUAAAGUUGUGAAUCUUAAAAGUCAUGAUUGCCAUAUUUUGAUUCAAUACUUGCUUCCAGUGGCAUUAAAAUCAUGUAGUCCAUCAAAAGAAGUUAUUUCAAUUGUCAUCGAAGUAGCUUCUUUCUUCAGAUCAAUAUGUUCGAAGGUGAUAGAUAGUAAAAAUCUUGAUAAAAUUCAAAAUCAAAUCAUACUGACACUUUGCAAGAUGGAGAAAACUUUUCUUCCAUCAUUCUUUACUAUCAUGCCUCAUUUAAUGAUUCAUUUGGUGGAAGAAGUUAGAAUGGGUGGUCCAGUGCAAUACAGAUGGAUGUAUCCCUUAGAAAGGUCAUUUGUAAUUUUAAAAUCAAUGGUACGCAAUAAAGCCCAACCUGAGGGAUCGAUUGCUGAAGGAUAUGCAGCUGAAGAGUGUUUAACAUUUUGUUCAAGGUAUCUUCAAGGGGUUGAGUCUAGAUUCAAUCGUCCCUUAAGAAACCCCGAUCCACCAAAUGAAAAUGUUAGAUACUUGUUUUCUAGUUUAGGUAAACCAAUAGGAAAAGGUGAGAAUGUCAUUUUAGAUGAUUUAUCAUUGAUACAAGCACAUCGUUAUGUGUUACGCCAUUCUGAUGCAAUAGAGCCAUUUCGUCAAGAGUUCAUUGAUUUUGAAAAAAGAAGACGUAGACGAGGUACACGUCUUGACAAUAGUGCUAUAUAUAAACUACUGAAUGAAAAGUUUCAUGAUUGGUUUCGAAAUAGGGUUUUGGCAAAUUCUGAUUCAUCCAUCGCAGAGGAUAUUUUGAGCAUUGGUAGAGGUCCUAAUAAUGUUGUCAGGAGAUUCUCUGGCUAUAUAAUUAAUGGAAUUAGAUUCCAUACUUUAUCACGAGAGGAUCAACGAUUGACACAAAAUAGUGGGGUUGUUAAUACACCAGAAACUGGAGGGUUGGAAUAUUUUGGGAGAUUAACUGAUAUUAUUGAGUUAAAUUAUUUUGAUAAUUUUAAGGUGGUUUUAUUUAGGUGUGAUUGGUAUGAUAUUCAUCAUCCUGCUGGAAUUAAGUGUGAUGAAUUUGGAUUCACCCUUGUAAAUUUCUCUCGCUUGAUCCAUACGGGCGAGAAGGCAAAUGAUGAUCCUUAUGUAUUCUCUUCCCAAGUUCAACAAGUAUUUUAUGUGCAGGAUCCUAAUAGUCCUAAUUGGCAUAUAGUUAUAAAGGUUACACCUCGAGACUUGUAUGACAUGGGCAAAGAUGAAGAAGUAGAUGAUUCUACUGAUAUUAUAAAUGACAUUAGUCAUUUUACAAGUUUUGAGGGAAACCCACAGUGGGUCAGGGAUGAUGUAGGGGAAGAAGAUAUUAUUUAUGUGUAA
Messenger RNA from Manihot esculenta (cassava), 3273 nucleotides. RefSeq lists its product as uncharacterized. The coding region runs from base 1 to 3273 and encodes 1090 amino acids. The record is from RefSeq and is a predicted model, not a curated record. The transcript is spliced from 5 exons. Lineage: Eukaryota; Viridiplantae; Streptophyta; Magnoliopsida; Malpighiales; Euphorbiaceae.